Messenger RNA from Colletotrichum chrysophilum, 1353 nucleotides. RefSeq lists its product as uncharacterized. Bases 1 to 1353 code for a protein of 450 amino acids. NCBI's taxonomy places the organism in Eukaryota, Fungi, Ascomycota, Sordariomycetes, Glomerellales, Glomerellaceae. The transcript has a single exon. Gene Ontology annotation, molecular function: polygalacturonase activity. The record is from RefSeq and is a predicted model, not a curated record. Gene Ontology annotation, biological process: carbohydrate metabolic process.
AUGCGUGGCUUAGCGCUCGUUGCGUCGUUGGCGGCCGGCCUCGUCCUAGGCCGCGACGUCCCACGGUUCUCCUCAGCCACCGCCCAGCUAGCUGAGGCCGACCCAGACGUGCCCAGCGAAAGCGGUUGGGUGGAGAGGGCAGAGAAGGAGAGCCGGAGCCUCUGCUACCUCGAGCCGGCCGCAGACGGCGGUGACGACGCGCCGGCGCUCCUGGAGGCGCUCAACGACAAGUGCCGGUCCAAGAGCAUCAUUGUUCUUCCCGGCCCGAUCUACCACAUCAACUCGCCCAUGAUCACCGAGGACCUCGAGGAUGUCGUGAUUGACCAGCGCGGCCGGCUCCUCUGGAGCAAUGACACGACGUACUGGCUCUCGGUGUCGAUGCCCGUAGACUUCCAGAACCAGAGCACGGUCUGGCACUUUGGCGGGGACCGCGUGGUCUGGGAGGGCCACGGCGUCGGCACCUUUGACGGCAACGGUCAGGUCUGGUAUGACCUCAACGCGGGCGGCUCCAACAUGCCCCAUCGUCCGAUGAACAUAAACUUCCGUGGCUUCUCGAACUCGGUUGUCAAGGGCCUGCGCUUUGUCCAGAGUCAGAUGUGGACCAUGAACAUUAUGUACUCACAGAACCUUGUGUUUGAGGACAUUUACGUCAACAGCACGUCCUCAACGGAAAACAACUCACUCAACACCGAUGGAGCGGAUACGAUGUACUCGGAUAACAUCAUUUUCCGCCGCUGGGUAGUGGUGAACGGUGACGACGCGAUCGCCCUGAAGGCGAAUUCGAGCAACAUCUUCAUCUACGACAGCGAGUUCUUCGGCAGCACAGGCAUUGCCAUGGGCUCGAUCGGUCAGUUUAUUGGCCAGUUCGAGUACAUUGAGAACUUUCUCGCGAGGAACGUGACCUUGCACGACACUCUCCGUGGCUGCUACUUCAAAACCUGGACCGGCAUCCAGAUCGGAUACCCGCCGAACGGCGGAGGCGGCGGAACGGGUUAUGCUCGUAACAUCGUGCUGGAGGAUAUCAAACUCGACGGCACCCGCGGCGAGCCGCUCUUCAUCACUCAGUGCGAGUCCUUCUCCGGCCACGCGGGUGAGUCGUGCGACUCCUCGACCUUCCACAUCUCGGAUGUCGUCUGGAAGGACUUCAGCGGGACCAUCACCGACGACGUGCCCAGCUCGGGCUUUUUCCGGUGCAGCGCCGCAGCUGGCGGGUGCACCAACCUGACUGUCGAGAACUUCACCGUCCAUCCUGUGUCGCAGGAGGCCGUCCUCGAUAAAUGGCUAUGCAAGAACGUUAAUGGCGCCGAGGGAUUCGACUGUAUGGAGAUUGAGGAAGACGCCGGCGAACUCUAG